Messenger RNA from Calypte anna (Anna's hummingbird), 1527 nucleotides. It is a transcript of the gene ANKRD34B, whose product is annotated as ankyrin repeat domain 34B. The record is from RefSeq and is a predicted model, not a curated record. NCBI's taxonomy places the organism in Eukaryota, Metazoa, Chordata, Aves, Apodiformes, Trochilidae. Gene Ontology annotation, molecular function: protein binding.
AUGACAGAACCGGCGGAGCCGCUCACUGAGGGGACCUCCCUUAUCAGAGCCGUUUAUCAGAGACGCCUCCGCCUCACCAGACUCUUGCUGGAGGGCGGUGCCUACGUCAACGAGAGCAAUGAAAGAGGUGAAACCCCUCUAAUGAUUGCCUGCAGGUCAAAACAUUCGGAUCCCCAGAGUGUCAGCAAGGCAAAGAUGGUUAAAUACCUGCUGGAAAACAUGGCUGAUCCCAACAUCCAGGACACAUCUGGGAAGACAGCCUUGAUUCAUGCUUGUCAGGAAAAAGCAGGCCCUGAAGUGGUGUCUCUGCUCCUGAAAAGUGGAGCUGACCCGAGCCUGCAAGAUCACACCUGUCGCUCUGCACUUGUGUAUGCAUUAAACAACGAAGACAUAGAGACCCUGAAAAUCCUUCUUAAUGCCUGCAAGGAACAAGGGAAAGAAGUCAUCAUCAUCACCACAGAGGUGUCCCCGUUGGGAAGGCAGAAAACAAGGCAGUACAUAAAUACUCUUCCUGCAGACCUCGAGGAAUGCUGCUCCUCAGCCACCUGCAAUUCCCCCUCAGACAUUAAAUUGAAGUUAUCCCCAUGCCCACUUCCAAGUUCAAAGGGAACUCAAGAAGGACUCUUCAGCUUUAAAGAGCUGCAUCUUCCAAGAAGGGUGGAAAGGCCAUCUCAGGCAGCAUCACCAACAAGAAAACGCAGCUCAGCAAAAGUAGGGCCCAAGAUGGCACAAGCCCAGAGGCUACAGUCUGAGCCUUGGGCGAAGAGGUCUCCAUCAGUGUUAAACCAGAAGAGAAUUGCCUCUUUACAAGACAACCCUCCGGGUACCACUGCAGAGGAAAAGCUCUCUUUUAAAAUCAAUGGCUUUUCCUUGUGGAAGAAAUUAAUCACCAAGAACCCAAGUAUUGACAUAAAAGACAGAGCCCGUUUAUUGAAAACCUUCGAUCAACCUGGAUCAAAGAAAUUACCACAUGAUGAGAGAAAUUCUUGGAUUCCUUCUGCUAACGAGAAACAUAAACCCAGUGUGAUUCCUAGAGGUAAGGAUACCAGUUUGGAACAAAUCAACUUCCUUUCAAACCUCAGCAGCAUUAUCCAGAGAAGAAAUUUUGGAGCAAAUCACUACAGCUCUGAUUCCCAGUUAACUGCAGAAGAUAGAAAACCAGUGACACGAAAGAAGAAAGUUCAUUCUCCAGCUCAUUCUUUGCGUUCAAGUUCUAGAGGAGCACUGGAGAACUUGCCUCCUAUUCCCCUGAGCAGGGGAAAUCCAUCUGUUCUACAAAGACAGGGUUCAGCAGCUUUAUCACUGAAUCAUGUUGCUCAGACAAGACCAGGUUUUCUUCCACCACUGAGUGUGAAUCCUCACCCUCCAGCUCCAAAUAAUGGAGUUUUCAUAAACAAGUUUUCUGGGGUGCUUUCUUGUGAAAAAAACCACUUACCACCACUAGCACCUGCUUUCCCCAAGGAACCAGUGCUGCUAAGGAGACAGUCCUUACAGACUAAGCAGAUUAAGCAAUUACUGAAUUUUUAA